GUUGACUUCACCACUGCACCACGCCACACCUCUCUGCUUUUCCUGCAGCCAGUCGCCGUAACAGCCCUGAUCGUGCAAAAAUCAAUCUGCUUCCCAUCAUGGAUGGCAGCUGUAGCCCGCCCCUCGAUUGAUAGUCACGCGCGCUACGGCCCCACCGGCAACUCCAAGCAUGGAUGACGCGAAGAGGCUCGUCACCGAGCUCCUAGGCAAGCUCGCAGAGCUGGAUAGCAAGGUUGCCACCUACCAGCAAGACAUGAACGCCGAAUUCGAGAGAUACAGCGCCCUACUACUGAAGGACGUGUCGGAGGAUGUGUCAAACGAGGUCUCCCGAGUCAUCGCUGAGUCAAUGUCAAAUUACCUGAUGCUACAAGCGCCGAAUCGCGAUUGCCUGGAGUUUCCGGCGACUCUGACCGAGCAUGGGCUUUGGGGCGGCCGAAGAUCACCACCCCCCAUCCUUUACCACACCUCUGGCACCCCCAAGGACGGCCCCAGGAGUCCUCACGAACGCGAGAAGGAAUUCCAGGGUGUGUUCACCCCGAGUUUUCUGCCCCUUCUCGACAGCAGCGACCGGCCUCCACACUCACCUCCUUCCUCCUCGCCGCUGCCGUCACCCUCUCCCGCGUUUACCCCGUCUUUGGAUAGCAUUCUGUCGGUGGAUGAAGGCCUCGACGCCCGGACUAGCGCAAUUGCUGCCUGGCCAAGUCCAGCUAGGCGGCAGACUGACGGGACAGUGUCGUCAGUGGACUCGUCUGGGAGUGACUCGAGGGUACGACGCAGCGCAUUGCGCAGGUCGUCGAGCUCGACCAAGGGAAGCCCCCGGCGCGUACGUUUUGAAUUCCAGGGUAUCGAAGUCCUGCCGACGUCGUCACCGCAGGCACCGACCAGCCCCCGCGGCAGCCUAGAAGAGGCUGAGGCAACGUCAGCCAUCGUGGAUGACUCACCGCCAUAUGCGGGACCCUCCCUACUCGAUGUUGAAGGUGAAGAGGACUGGUUACCCCGGCCGAAGAAAGUCUCGUCGACCCAAGCCCUGCGCGCUUUAUCUCGAAAAGCCCUCGACGAGGGCACGGUCUGGACAGUUGUCAAUCCAGACCCCGAGGAAGCGCCAACAACAAUGGACGGCUCAAAUGAAGCCGCGCCUCUGCCUAAACCGAGUCCUACGACAACUAAAACGGCUGUGACGCCGGCUGCCGUCCCGGCGAAGAACCAAUCACGUAGUCAGAGGGUCGCCUUCACUGAGAAAGAGAAUACGCCUGAGUCUCCAGAGGAAAAGAUGGAGAAUAAUGAAGAUGACAAGGAUGGGUCUGACGACGAUUUUCUGUCGAUGAGAUCAAAGACAUCCAAGGAGUCGACUUCACCAGCAGGGCGAUUGCCACUAGCAGGAUCACCUGUAUCUGCCGGAGUAAGUUCCCCCUUCGCAAAUGCACCCGUUAAAGUACAUGUUAUACUGGGAAAAGCGUCGUCAAACUCUAACAUACUGGAUACGAAGGCUGAGAUGAGGGAGGACGAAUUUUUCGACUUUGACGAGGGCGAAGACACGAUAUCAGGAACAAAACAACGCUCUGAAAACCCUGACAAAUAUCUUUCCGAAGACCUGGACGAUGACCAGGAUGACAAGCUUCAUACUCACCCCACAGCUCCCACGAGGCCAUUACACUCUGUCCAGCCAACAGUGUCCAUACCUAAAACCUCGCCCGACACACAACCCAUCACACCAACGUCGGCCAGAUUCAUGCAAGGAUCGAUUGGCUCAUAUAAGGGCCACUCUCUGAUGAUGAGCGCCAUUGUCAACCCCAGGAUUCAGGAGGAAGCGGCCGCCAUGGGAGAUUUCAGCUCGUUUGUUGGGAGUGUCGAUGGCCGCAGCGGUUUCGACGCCGCAGACUUGGGCAGCUUCCGGGCCAGCCUUACGAAAACAAUGUCUGUAAUGCCCCGCAGCUUCAGUGAGAGGAUGGCCCUGGAAGAGACCCUGGAUAAGGCAGACGAUGAUGCAAGAUGAUGGUCAAGGAUUGCCCGCCUUGAGAAGGGAAGAGUUUUGGCUUUAUUUGUACCAAACUGCAUGGUCCCUUCCCUUCCAUGUUAGAUGAGGGAUUCAGGUGAUAGGGAGGGGAGAGGUUUAAUCUAGAGAGAGCUUCCGAUACAAAGAGCUCUCUACCUGCACAGGUUAGUAGGUAAUUUCCAAAUCCGGCAAUCAAGUGGGCACACACAUAGCCCCGCAUUUGCUGGCAGCCCCACUCUAUCUUACUGUUGAUGUGUUGGUGCGUGCUUGGUUGCCCCGCCAGCCUGG
Messenger RNA from Phialemonium atrogriseum, 2281 nucleotides. RefSeq lists its product as uncharacterized. The transcript has a single exon. The record is from RefSeq and is a predicted model, not a curated record. Lineage: Eukaryota; Fungi; Ascomycota; Sordariomycetes; Cephalothecales; Cephalothecaceae. The coding region runs from base 170 to 1993 and encodes 607 amino acids.